ACUGCUGUCCACAGGAGGAGCGGCCCCCCUCCCACCGCCACAGGAAGGGGGGGUCCGUGGGCAGCGUGUGCUACCUGUCGAUGGGCAUGGUCGUGCUGCUCAUGGGCCUCGUGUUUGCCUCCGUCUACAUCUACAGAUACUUCUUCCUCGCCCAGCUGGCCCGAGACAACUUCUUCCACUGUGGCGUCUUCUACGAGGACUCCCUGUCCUCCCAGGUCCGCGCCCGGGUGGAGCUGGAGGAAGACGUGAAGAUUUACCUGGGAGACAACUACGAGCGCAUCAACGUGCCCGUGCCCCAGUUCGGGGGCGGCGACCCCGCAGACAUCAUCCACGACUUCCAGCGGGGUCUGACCGCCUACCACGACAUCUCCCUGGACAAGUGCUACGUCAUCGAGCUCAACACCACCAUCGUGCUUCCCCCUCGAAACUUCUGGGAGCUGCUCAUGAACGUGAAGAGAGGGACCUACCUGCCCCAGACGUAUAUCAUCCAGGAGGAGAUGGUGGUCACAGAGCAUGUCAGUGACAAGGAGUCCCUGGGCUCUUUCAUCUCCCACCUGUGCAAUGGGAAGGACACCUACCGGCUGCGGCGCCGGGCUACGCGGAGGCGAAUCAACAAGCGUGGAGCCAAGAACUGCAACGCCAUCCGCCACUUCGAGAAUACCUUCGUGGUGGAGACACUCAUCUGCGGGGUGGUGUGA
This is a messenger RNA of Miniopterus natalensis, 698 nucleotides long. NCBI's taxonomy places the organism in Eukaryota, Metazoa, Chordata, Mammalia, Chiroptera, Miniopteridae. The record is from RefSeq and is a predicted model, not a curated record.